GUCAUGCCAAAGAUGUCAUUAUAUGGCAGAGAAGGAUGUGACAACAUAUAGCUGUAGACCUUGGCACAAGCAUGCGAUGCGAGCAGUUUCAAACCUCGUGGGCAGAGCAGCACAACACAGCAUUCUUUGGCGGAGCACGAGGGGGCCCACGCCUGAAUGCCAGGCCUGGCCGCGACGUGUCGCGCCUCGCCCUCCCCGACUCCACUCCACUCCACUCCACUCGCCCGCGCCCGCCGCCCGCGUGCUCCUCCCUCGCGCCCCGCCCCGCCCCGCCCCUAUCUAUAUCCAUUCCCGCUCGUCCCCCUCAACAACCCUCCUCACCGCGCACUCGUGUUCGUGUCAUCCCGCCCGCAGGCCGCAGUCCAUGGCCACCGCCAGCCUCGCGCUCUCGCUGCGCCUCGCGCCGUCCUCGCGCCCGCUGAGCCUCCGCCGCCGGGGGGCCGCCGGCGUCACCUGCCGCGCCACCACCGCCACGUUCCACCAGCUCGACGCCGUCGCGGUGAGGGAGGAGGAGUCCAGGUUCCGGACGGCGGCGGCGGAGGGCCGCAACCUGCUGCCGCUCACGAGGUGCAUCUUCUCCGAUCACCUCACGCCCGUGCUAGCGUACCGCUGUCUCGUUAAGGAGGACGAACGCGAUGCGCCCAGCUUUCUCUUCGAGUCUGUCGAGCAGGGGUCCGAGGGCACCAAUGUGGGGAGGUACAGCGUGGUCGGGGCGCAGCCUUCUAUGGAGGUCGUGGCCAAGGCUAACCAUGUGACGGUCAUGGACCAUGAGAUGAAGUCGAGGAGGGAGCACUUCGUGCCUGAUCCCAUGAGGAUCCCCAGGACAAUCAUGGAGCAGUGGAACCCGCAGAUUGCUGACAGCCUCCCUGAUGCAUUUUGUGGAGGAUGGGUUGGAUUCUUCUCAUAUGAUACAGUGCGUUAUGUUGAAACAAAGAAGCUUCCUUUCAGUAAGGCACCACAUGACGAUAGGAACCUUCCUGACAUUCAUUUAGGCCUCUAUAGUGACGUCAUUGUGUUUGAUCAUGUUGAAAAGAAAACACAUGUUAUUCAUUGGGUGAGGACAGACUGCUAUCGUUCUGUUGAUGAAGCAUAUGAAGAUGGAAGAAAUCGGCUUGAAGCUUUGUUAUCAAGAUUACAUUGCCUCAAUGUCCCAACACUUUCUUCUGGUUCUAUAAAACUCAAUGUUGAAAACUUUGGCCCAGUAAUGCAAAAAUCAACGAUGUCAAGCGAAGAAUAUAAAAAUAUCGUUGUCCAAGCUAAAGAACACAUCUUGGCCGGUGACAUUUUCCAAGUUGUUUUAAGCCAGCGUUUUGAGAGACGGACAUUCGCCGACCCCUUUGAAAUCUAUCGUGCAUUGCGCAUCGUAAAUCCUAGUCCAUAUAUGGCCUAUCUACAGGCACGAGGUUGUAUUCUCGUGGCAUCGAGUCCUGAAAUUCUUACCCGGGUACAAAAGAGGACAAUAAUCAAUCGUCCGCUUGCUGGAACCAUAAGAAGAGGCAAAACAAAAGCAGAAGACAAAACUUUAGAACAAUUGCUUUUGAGUGAUGAAAAGCAGUGUGCUGAACAUAUUAUGCUAGUAGAUCUUGGCCGAAAUGAUGUUGGGAAGGUGUCCAAACCAGGUUCAGUAAAGGUAGAGAAAUUGAUGAAUAUCGAACGAUAUUCUCAUGUCAUGCACAUCAGCUCAACAGUAACUGGAGAGCUACGCGAUGAUCUUACGUGUUGGGAUGCGCUACGAGCCGCAUUGCCAGUUGGAACCGUUAGUGGCGCUCCAAAGGUGAGAGCAAUGGAGUUGAUUGAUCAGCUAGAAGUGAGUAUGCGUGGGCCGUAUAGUGGUGGUUUUGGAGGGAUUUCCUUCCGCGGCGACAUGGACAUUGCACUCGCUCUUCGCACUAUUGUCUUCCCCACCGCAUCUAGGUUUGAUACCAUGUACUCGUACACAGACAGUAAGUCCCGGCAGGAGUGGGUGGCUCACCUCCAGGCCGGAGCUGGCAUAGUUGCUGAUAGCAAACCGGAUGACGAGCACCAAGAGUGUAUAAACAAGGCUGCAGGUGUUGCUCGUGCCAUUGACCUUGCUGAAUCGACAUUUCUUGAAGAGUAGUCUAGUCUAAUGAAGGAAAUGUAUGUUUAAGUUCUCUGUAUAAUUAUGGAUUGUCCUAGAAAACAGGCUUUCUUAGGCCGAAUAAAAACUCAACUGUAAUAAAGUUAAUAAAUGGACAACUUUAGCUAUCAUAGCAUGUUAAUUUACAUUAGAAACUGGCAGUUUAAGGCGGACAAUCAAGAAAAGCAUGAAAAAACAUCCAAUAUUGUGAUGUUCAUGUUUUGUUCUUAACCAUUUGACAUUCUAGUUGUGCUUUUUAAGCAAUCA
Messenger RNA from Zea mays, 2365 nucleotides. RefSeq names its product anthranilate synthase alpha subunit 1, chloroplastic. The record is from RefSeq and is a predicted model, not a curated record. The transcript has 11 exons. Gene Ontology annotation, biological process: L-tryptophan biosynthetic process. Lineage: Eukaryota; Viridiplantae; Streptophyta; Magnoliopsida; Poales; Poaceae. Gene Ontology annotation, molecular function: anthranilate synthase activity. The coding region runs from base 23 to 2098 and encodes 691 amino acids.